AUGAGGCUUCGCUUCUGGUUCCUUCUGGCCGUGGUCUUGAGCAUGGAGCUAGAGCAGGAACCUGCACUCCUCUUCCCCAGGAGAUCCACCUCUGCUCCAUCCAGCCCUUGGUGCUCUGGGCUGGAACACAGAGCAACUGGUUCCAAUAUGAUCACUGUCUCACACAGUGCUGUAACACAGGGACUGAAAUGCCACCUGUGCAAGGGAUUUGGAGGAUGCUCCCACCAGUCUCACUGCCCAUCGAGGUCCACCCACUGUGUCACCAUUGCCACCCGGUCUCCCAUCAGCUUUAAAGACCUGCCUCUGGUGGAGAAGAUGUGCUACAAUCGCUGUCCUGAUGUCCCCAGCUUGGGCUUAGGUCCUCAUGUAUCCAUCGCUUGCUGCCAGUCCGAUCUCUGCAACAGGGACUGA
Arvicanthis niloticus (Nile rat) is the source of this 411-nucleotide messenger RNA. The record is from RefSeq and is a predicted model, not a curated record. Lineage: Eukaryota; Metazoa; Chordata; Mammalia; Rodentia; Muridae.